This is a messenger RNA of Poecilia reticulata (guppy), 4112 nucleotides long. RefSeq names its product protein inhibitor of activated STAT, 2 (gene pias2). Lineage: Eukaryota; Metazoa; Chordata; Actinopteri; Cyprinodontiformes; Poeciliidae. Gene Ontology annotation, cellular component: chromatin. Gene Ontology annotation, molecular function: SUMO ligase activity; zinc ion binding; transcription coregulator activity. The record is from RefSeq and is a predicted model, not a curated record. Gene Ontology annotation, biological process: regulation of transcription by RNA polymerase II; protein sumoylation.
CUAAGGUAUAACGGAAAUGCUGACCCGGAAAAACAAAAUGGCAAAAAAUGGGGGAUCACAGGAGUCAACACUCUAACAUAAACGUCAGCCUCUUGACAGGCGAAACAGCAGUGUGGUACUGUGCCAAAACCAGCAUGAACCUUCAGCAGCCUGCCCCUCUCAUUCCCCCUGUCCAUCCUGAUGUACAGAUGAAACCCCUGCCCUUUUAUGAUGUGCUGGAUGUUCUUAUCAAGCCUUCAAGUCUAGGAGCAAGUACUGCACAGAGGUACCAUCAAGAAAAGUAUUUUAUUUUUGCUUUAACACCACAGCAAGUUCGAGAAGUAUGCAUAUCCAGAGACUUCCUGCCAGGUGGCAGAAGGGACUAUAUGGUUCAAAUUCAACUAAGGUUCUGCUUGGCAGAGACAAGUUGUCCACAAGAUGAUAAUUUCCCCAACAGUCUUUGCAUAAAAGUCAAUGGCAAGCUCUUUCCUUUGCCUGGAUUUGCACCACCACCAAAAAAUGGAGUUGAACAGAAGAGAACAGGAAGACCUCUUAACAUUACCUCCCUUGUCAGACUUUCUUCUGCUGUGCCAAACCAGAUUUCAGUGACAUGGACCCAAGAAAUGGGAAAGACUUAUUCUCUCUCUGUGUACCUUGUGAGGCAACUGACAUCACCAUUGCUCCUGCAGAGACUGAGGAUGAAGGGAAUCAGAAGCCCAGACCACUCCAGGGCCCUAAUUAAGGAGAAGCUAACAGCAGAUCCAGACAGUGAGAUUGCCACAACAAGUCUUCGGGUGUCACUCAUGUGUCCGCUGGGUAAGAUGCGACUGACAGUCCCGUGCAGAGCUGUGACAUGCUCUCAUCUACAGUGCUUUGAUGCUGCCCUCUACCUGCAGAUGAACGAAAAGAAACCUACCUGGAUCUGUCCUGUGUGUGACAAGAAAGCUGAUUAUGAGAAUCUCAUUAUUGAUGGUUUAUUCUUGGAGAUCCUUAAUGACUGCUCAGAUGUUGAUGAAAUCAAAUUUCAAGAGGACGGGACCUGGUGCCCAAUGAGACCGAAGAAAGAUCCGUUCAAGUUCUCUGUUCAUUCAGUUGGAAAAGAAGAAUCCACAACUCCUUUACACCAGUCAUCAGUGGUAGUCCAUCCUGUGGAACCCAAUCUCAACAAGAAAACUGAUGUAAUUGAUCUGACACUAGAAAGCUCCUCAUCUUCUGAUGAUGAUGAUGAUGAUACAAGCACAACCCCCCCAUCUAAGAGACAGUGCAUUUACAUCUCCAAGAAUGAGGAAAUUCAUGCUAAAGGCGUGUUGGCGUACCAGCCUUCUCUUCGUAUGCCGAAUGUUCCAGGGCUAGAACAGUCAUACCUUACCUCAGCGAUUGCCGAGUAUGCAGUUCCUUUUCGCCCAUCUACCCUAAGUUCCAUUCCUACUGAAUUGCAAAGUCUGGAUUUGUUUUCAUUAAUCCCAACAGAUCCUCAGCAUUACAGGCCCCAAAUGUUUUUGGAAAACCUUUCAGGCCUGCACAGCAUACCCAGCACUAGCUCUGGUUUGGUAUCCUCUACCUCCAGCAGCAACUUCAAUGCCAGUGGUCAUACUGCCACCUCCAUCCACAGUACACCAGUCGUCACAGGAGUUUCCACUGGAGAAGUGACUGGAGGUAGCUUGUCGGAUAUUAUUUCACUGGACUGAGCCACAUUCCUCUACACCUUUCAAUGCCUAUUUUAAAGGUUUUCUGUGGUAAAUAGUAAAUAGUUUUCAGAUUCCUAGGCAAUUUGAUCUUGCCAUUCUCUAUUGCUAUUUUUUCCUGGAUGAGUUAAAUGGAAAGAGAGUAAAAACUUAACUUAAAUUUAUUUUUGUCACAACAUGGUUUAGUUUGUCAUUUUAAAUGUCAUUUUAAAUGUUUGAUUACUUAUACCAUUCAUGGAAAGUUCACAGAGAUUCCCUCUGAGUGGAAAAAGCUCCCAUUAGAAGUGAGUAGAGUGAGUGGACCUAAACUAAGCAAGAAAAACGAGUACAAAAUAAAUGUUUUGAAUUAUACAAAAACUUGGUAUGUGAUAAAAUGACCAACUUGCAGCUCAUCUUUGUUUGAAGAUUCUAAAUCUGAGCUGUGUACAUAAUCCUUUCUAGAAUUUCUGCACAGCAAUGUGUGUACUCAAAAUCCUGAUUGCUGGUAGCGAAUGGCGUGGAAGAUUUGUAUGACAUCAUUUUGUUUGAAUGAAUUAACAUGUCAAAAUUGGCUUUGUGUUGCUAGGUAGCAUAAUAAAAAUUAAAAAGCAAGUAUUGUAUCAGAAAUCACUUAGACCUUCAGAAUUUCUCUUACUAUAAUUACCUGUAACUUUUUUUAUUUAAGGUGUUUUAUUUGCUUAAUAAUUGUCAGCAAAAUGUUUAAGCCGGAAAAUCAGGAAGAGACAAAACUACUAGAGCUGAAAACUGAAGAUCUUUCAUCAGGAAAAUGUUUCUGUAGUUGUGUAACCUAACCUUGAGACUGAUUGCAUGAAAUUACUUCAUUGAGCCAAACUCUUUUAUGACAAUGUAACCAGACUUAACAGUUCUUAAGAAUUGUCUAGUUUUCAUAAACAAUCAUUUGUGUCGUAUUUUUGUUAUCUGCAGCUCUAAACCUUGCCUUGUAUAACAGUAUGUAAGGCUUUUAAAAUUAUUUUAAAGGAAACCUUCAAAGUUUAUAAAGGUAACAUUUUUAAAUAGAAGAUGUUUUAUAGGUUUAGUCACAGAAAAUAUGAGUGACAUCUUCCAACAUGCUCAAAUCAAUAAAACCACUGAAGUGUUAAACAGUACAUGAAGUAAUAGUAAUAGUCUUCAACACACUUUGAAAGCUUAAAAACAGAUGACGGAGCAAACAAAUGACAUGUUUUUGCUGAUAAUUUCUGCCAUUGAGUUCUACAAAUCAGCCCACUUAUCAAAAAUUCACAUUGAGUAAAACCUUUUGCCAAGAGCUACUUUGCUAAUAAAGUUAGCAGGGUAUCUCUUGCAUACACAUUUUUUGGAGAAUGCAUAUGGUAUAUUAAAGUUCCAAGUUUUUUUUGCAAAUUUAAAUUUUCAAUUGGAAACUUAUUUUUAAUAAGUUUGUUUAUAUGUUUUGAUUAAAAGAUUCAUAAAAAGCAUUGAGUAUAUGUUUCAAAGUUUUUGCAUGAACUUUCUUUCUAAUGCUGGGGUUGUGAAUAAGAACAAACUGAAAUGAUAUUGGUAGAGCAGAAAAUGUGCACCGGCAUGUAAAUAUGUAACAGUAUAACUGGAUGUUGGCCUUUUAAGGUUAAGUAGAUGUUGACAAAGCUCCAAUCUCUAAAAGGAAGAUAGCAAACAGGGAAAAGAAAGGCAAAGCAGUGGCUGAUAAAUAUAUGAAGAAAAUAAUCAUUCAAACACAACAUAGCAUAAUACAGGUAUCCAAAUACAUUGAGCAACAUGUUCUCAAGCCAAUGUUUGUGAUUAAUCUCAUGUAACAAGUGAAUGCAGCAGGUAGGAUGAACUUUAGGACUCAUUAGGACCUUUUUCAUUAGAUUAAGCAGAAUUGAACUUUACUUAUUGAACAAUGCAUUUUUAUUUGUUUUGGGGUUUUGAUUUAUUGAUGUCUAGUUUCAUUAUUAUUCUGUGUACCUUAGUGUUUUUGAUUAAAUCAGCCUUGUUUCUAUUUUACUUUAGUUCAGUUCUUCUCAUGAUUCUAGUUUAAUUAGUUUGUUCUUUAUUGUGUCUAGCAUUCAUACCAGCCCUGUUCAGUCUGCUUUAAUCAAACUCUAGUUCUUUUAUCCGUGUGAACGCACAAUUAAACUCUAAUGCGGACUUAAAAAGUGAACACUGGUCUUCCUAAAAACCUCAGUCUGGGUUCAGUUGAGUGAACCCAGAACUUCAACUGAAGAUCUAGCUUCUGCUGCAAGUGGAUCUGAGACCAGAGCAGGAAACUCACAGAUAAUAUGUUGAUUAUAUCAACAUAUUACUUUCUGCUCUGUGGGUUUAGAUCAGGUUUUGUGUCUCUUGCCAUGGCAACAGGUCUGUGUGUAGAGUAAAGCUGACACAGAGGAAAAGUAAAAUAUAAAUGGUUUAAAGUUGUUUUACAUCUGUUUAUCCCUUUGCCCACUGAAACCGCUGUCAUUUUUAAACCUUUAAUAAACAACAGAAACUGGA